Molecule: messenger RNA, 2584 nt
Organism: Aplysia californica (California sea hare)
Lineage: Eukaryota; Metazoa; Mollusca; Gastropoda; Aplysiida; Aplysiidae
Exons: 6
Coding region: 520-2484 (654 amino acids)
Molecular function (GO): protein binding
Source: RefSeq, a predicted model, not a curated record
CGUCUUGACUCUGGAGGAACUGCAUGUAUUUAGCCAGUGAUUUAGGUAUCGCAAUCACUACACGAACAUUGGUUUUUAAUGUAAUCUUUCCGAGACGAACGCAUCAAUAACUAUUCUGCUUUUGAUUGGACUCUAUGAAGAUGCUGUGAUGUGCUGAGCUCCACGAGUUUAAAUGAGAAGUUUAAGUUGAUAAAGAGAAAACUUUUAUAAAUAUCUGGAGAUUUCAGAUUAGCUUUCCUGAACAGAUAUAAAUUCGGUAGACGACAUUAGUGCGCGUUCAGCGGAAAAGUGAAGUAUACAAAGGCAAAAUGGAAACUGUGGCUGGAUAUUUUGUACCCUGUGGAAUGACCUUGCUGAAAUCUACAAGUGUUUAUUAAGAGCAAUAAGCCGUAAAGAUGGAUUUAUCAAAUAGGAGCAGCAAGUGAUCGACAUCGGACAUUUUUGAUUUUCGUUGUUCGCAUCUGGCUUUUCAAGGAACUUUCUGAUCCGAAAUUCUAGGACCGCCAUUUUCUCUGUUCAAUGGCGUCUUCACGAUGCGUGCAUUUUAUUCUGUCAACUGGCAGUCGGCUGGCACUGACCGUGUGCUGCUUGCUCAGCUUCGUCCAUUACGCCACGGCCAGUGUUCCAACUUACUACCUCGACGACCUCUGCACCCAGACGAUAGACCUGGGGCGUGCUAAGGUACACAGCGGACGUCUCUUGCUCCGGCGCCCAGAAGACAGACUCAAAUUCCUCAAUUGCUACGUGUUCAUAAAAGCACCCUCCAACAAGCGACUGACGUUCAAGUUUCGCGCUUUUGACGUCAAGUCUCCCCAAGGCUGCAACAACAACCAUUUGCAGAUUUUCGAUGACUCCCGGCUGCAAAUUUCAAUUUCUGACAAACUGUGCAACAGUAACAGAGUACCUGACCGUGCUUUCGUGACUACCUCCGACGAGGCUGCUGUAUGGCUCUACAAAGACCGUUACCUGGCUGACCAGAUAGAGCUGAUUUUCACAGCCUUCACUUUUUCGCCAUGCACGGGCGGAGACUUUCAGUGCGACAACUCCCACUGUAUAGCGUCUGAGCUCUAUUGCAACGGCUACGACAACUGUGGGGACGAGUCGGACAUCUGUCUUCUGCGCCAGGGCACGAUCGUCGGCAUCAUCAUCGGUGUGGUUGUCGUCGUGUGCAUCGUUGCCAUCAUCCUCGGCAUCUACUUUUACAGAAGGCAGCAAAAGAUCCGCAGAGAACGGGAAAAAAACUUCUACUCUGACGUUGCUUCAGUCUCAGCUUUUGAGUACAAGAGAGCAGUGAUGAACGACAUUGACCUCGACAAGCGAUCGGCAAUCUCAGACAUAUCAAGCAUCUAUUCAUCGACCCUGCGGAAAAACCAGAGUGUACUUAGCCGCCGAGAUCACCAACUACGAGCUGUUGGUUACCAAAGCAACACAGGGUCAGGCGCGUCAACUCUGGAGCGUCGCCCCGUGCUUCAUCCCUACGACUCGGAGAUGGCGUCCAAGGUCCACUAUGUCGUGCACGAUGGCGGUGUCAACUCCAGACCGUCCACGCUAGAGAGGAAAAUCAAUAAAUCUAACUUACGACGCGACCACAGUUUCGACGGAAGAAGCAAAUCGGCCGAUCUGAGAGCGCCAUUCUUUUUCGACAAGGACGGGUAUUACAGUGACACAGCUAUAGGCUCGGGCGGUGUGGAGAAUGGAACGAUCUACUCGACACCGAUGAAGAAAAAAGGCAGCAAAAAGAGUGCUUUGUCUCGGAACAGCUCCAGCGUCAAGUACGAUAACGCAGCUUUUAUCUACGACACAAAAGAUCCAAGUUGGAAGUCUUCGAAAAACAAGAAGUCUGGCAAAAAGAAGAGUUCUAAGAAAAAGAAAACUGUGAAAAAUCAAGGUUACGAGACACCGCCAGAGGACUAUGACAUUACUGAUGACGGGGAACAAGUAAAGACUUCGGGUAUGAUUACUCAAACCUCGGAAUCGUUGAAACCAGAUAUCACUCUCACAUCGCCCGACUCGAGAACCCAGGACCUAGUCGCUAACCAAGACGGACAACACUUAACAACAAUGGCAAAUACUCCUCAUGAAUCAACACAUAUUAAUGGAUAUGCUAACAAUGCAGAAGCGAGGAAUAAAAAGACGAUUCUGACGCUGACAAAAGCUUACACGAACCAUCUUCCCACCGGAACGCAGGGGUUCCAGUCCACAACAGAUGGGAAUAAUAUUCAACAUCGGUAUGCCAACGGAGGAGGGGUUGUGACGUCUUCCAUGUCGAAAGAAGCAUCGAGAGCCCGCCAUCGAGACGGAAGCCCCUACCAAGUCCACACUGUGGAUUUGAACCAGGUGUCCCGCCAACUGAAGGAGCAUCCUGAAGACGGCGCAGACGUUUAUGAUCACGUGGUCAGUUUCCGCAGCUACCCGUGUCCUGUGCCACCUGCUGACCGGCGCCUCAACCGCAGUGGCUCUUCCCGUAGUACCGCCAACAGCUAGAGAUACGUUCUGGACUUUCACAAACAAGACAAUAUGUGAGGCAGAUUGGUGAAACCAGGCACUCGUCAGAAUAACGAAAUCGGAGAAACAGGCAUUUUCG